This is a messenger RNA of Erigeron canadensis, 769 nucleotides long. RefSeq lists its product as uncharacterized. Lineage: Eukaryota; Viridiplantae; Streptophyta; Magnoliopsida; Asterales; Asteraceae. The coding region runs from base 71 to 769 and encodes 232 amino acids. Gene Ontology annotation, biological process: shoot system development; root development. The record is from RefSeq and is a predicted model, not a curated record. The transcript has a single exon.
UAAGCUUAGUUAUAAAAAUUCUAGAUUUUUUAUUUCUAAGAACCUUAAUUCAUCAUUCACCAUGUCAACCAUGAAUUUCUUUUCACUAAGAGACAUGCAUGAUUCCGCAAAUGACAUGCUUUGUUCGCCUAGCCUAAAACGAGCCCUUUCCCAUCAAGAACAAGACCAAAUGGUUGUUGAACAAUUUUCCGAAUCCUCUUUGAAGAUGUUGGAUUCUUGUGGAAGAACCAAAGACAUUGUCAUUCUUGUCAAAAAUCACAUCCAAGAACUCCAAUCCACGUUUCACCGAAUCACUCUUGGUGGAAAAACCACGGCGGAAAAGGAGUUCUCAGCGUACCAUCUACAUAGAAAAGAUUUGAAGAAACAAAUGUUAAAGCGGCUAAAAUCACUAAAAAUGACCAAAGACACAAGCACAAGCAAUGUGUAUGACGACGAUAACCUAGCGAUUGUGGCAAAUGUGUUGGCGGAAGUCAGAGACACGAUCACUUCACUUGUGGAGUCACUAAUGUUACUUAUGUCCAUGCCAAGACCUCACCCUAAAGAUAGAAAAUCGAUGAAUUUUAAUGGGUUAAUUGCGGCGAAAGCAAAGUUUGUGAGGAUGAAUAGUUUGAGUCCAUGGGAGAGGUGCGACGUGCAUGCGGUUAGGCAUGUGAUAGAGAGAUUGGAAGCUGUGGAGAGUGCUGUGGAAGAUUUGGAGGUUGAAUUGGAGUGCAUCUUCAAGAGAUUAAUAAGAACUAGAGUUUUGUUACUUAACAUACUCUCCGAUUAA